AUGCGCGAUUUUGGCGCACUGUGUUAUUUCCAGAAAAAAGAACACUUAUCAUUGCCAACGCGGCCAACGCUUACGCUAAAUGGACCAAAAGAUGCGGAACGAGAAAAAGCUACAUUACGGCAGCAAUUGGAACGGUAUGAGUUGGAGGAGAAUGAAAAAUGGAACAAGGAAGAGGAACAUCGGCGCCGCGAACGUCUUUAUCAGGAACAGUUAAGAAAAAAGGAGAAAACAUUGCAUCAGGUUGGAAUAUCUGCAAGCUGUGGUCGGCACUUUAGCAGUAUCACCGGUGGCGAAAAAGGACACUAUCCUUCCUGUCUACACUUGUUUUACAGUUUUUUUUUUUUUGAUUUUCUUGAGAGAAGUAAUGGUGGUGAUCAAAAUGUGCGUGAAAUCUGCGAACAACCAGUCCUCUCAAAAAAAACUUUCAAAAGCAUCGAAAACAUUCACGCUUUGACAACAAGACGGGAUGGUGAUGAAGAUACUACAAGCAGCAACAGUAGUGGCGAAAAGGUACAAAAAUUGGAGCCGCUUACACCGCACCGUGUUGCGCUUGUAAGACAAAAGUGGGAGGCACGAAUGGCAAGUCAAAAUGUAAGUCAGCACUACUCCGUGUUUAUCGUUUUGCAAAAUUAUCUUUACCAAGUUACUUGCUGCUUUCCCAACGAAUUAGCAAUGAAACAAUGGGAAUUAAUGAAAAUUUCUUCAAAAGGCUUUUAA
Molecule: messenger RNA, 717 nt
Organism: Gongylonema pulchrum
Lineage: Eukaryota; Metazoa; Nematoda; Chromadorea; Rhabditida; Gongylonematidae
Source: the annotation of a GenBank genome assembly